This is a messenger RNA of Gavialis gangeticus (Gharial), 4404 nucleotides long. It is a transcript of the gene METTL16, whose product is annotated as methyltransferase like 16. Gene Ontology annotation, molecular function: 23S rRNA (adenine(1618)-N(6))-methyltransferase activity. Gene Ontology annotation, biological process: rRNA base methylation. Lineage: Eukaryota; Metazoa; Chordata; Crocodylia; Gavialidae. The record is from RefSeq and is a predicted model, not a curated record. Gene Ontology annotation, cellular component: nucleus. The transcript has 9 exons. The coding region runs from base 95 to 1771 and encodes 558 amino acids.
CGGGGUGCAUGGCGGGAGACGCGCAUGCGCUUGAGCGCUGCCUCGCCGCGGGGCUCUCCGUCACUUCUGUCUCGCGCGCCCGCUGUGUCCCCCAAUGGCGCUCAACAAAUCGAUGCACGCGCGGAACCGUUACAAGGACGCGCCACCCGACUUCGCUUACCUGGCGUCCAAAUACCCCGCCUUCCGCCAGCACGUGCAGACCACGCUGGCCGGCCGCGUCAGUCUCAACUUCAAGGACCCAGAGGCAGUGCGCGCCCUGACCUGCACGUUGCUGCGCGAGGACUUCGGCCUGGCCAUCGACAUCCCGCUGGAGCGGCUCAUCCCCACCGUCCCGCUGCGGCUCAACUACAUCCACUGGGUGGAAGACCUGGUGGGGCCCUGUGGUACCGAGGGGCCAGCUGUGCGGCGAGGCAUUGACAUAGGUACAGGGGCAUCAUGCAUCUAUCCUUUACUUGGAGCCACAUUGAAUGGCUGGUAUUUCCUUGCAACAGAAGUGGAUGAUAUGUGCUUCAAUUAUGCAAAGAAAAAUGUGGAACAGAAUAACUUAUCUGAUCUUAUAAAAGUGGUUAAAGUACCACAGAAGACGCUUCUAAUGGAUGCUCUAAAAGAGGAAUCUGAGAUCAUUUAUGAUUUUUGCAUGUGUAAUCCUCCCUUUUUUGCCAACCAGUUGGAAGCUCAGGGUGUAAAUUCUCGAAAUCCUCGACGACCCCCUCCCAGCUCUGUAAACACUGGGGGGAUUACUGAGAUCAUGGCUGAAGGAGGAGAACUAGAAUUUGUAAAAAGAAUAAUCCAUGAUAGUCUGCAGCUCAAAAAGAGAUUGCGAUGGUACAGCUGCAUGCUAGGAAAGAAAUGCAGUUUAGCUCCAUUAAAGGAAGAGCUUUGUAUCCAGGGGGUUCCUAAAGUAACUCACACUGAAUUCUGUCAAGGCCGUACCAUGAGGUGGGCCCUGGCAUGGAGCUUCUAUGAUGAUGUACAUGUACCGUCACCUCCCUCUAAAAGAAGAAAAUUAGAAAAGCCUCGUAAGCCGAUUACAUUUAUGGUCCUGGCAUCCACAAUCAAAGAACUAUCCAGCAAAGCUUUAGUAAUGGGCUGGGAUGUUGUGGAAGCAAUAGCUGUGGUUACAGCAUGGAUAGAAAAAAUACUUGCUGAUCUGAAGGUUCAGCAUAAAAGCGCUCCAUCUGCAAAAGGUGAAGCUAGUCUUUUUUUAACAGCCAUUGAGAAUUCUUGGAUUCAUUUGAGAAGAAAGAAACGAGAGAGAGUAAGACAACUACGAGAACUUCCUCGAGCUUCUGAAGAUAUCCUGCAAGCAAUGGAAGAGGAGAGAAGCAGUCAAAAAAAUCUGAGCUUAGAUUCUGAAAAAAACAAGACUGAAAGUUCUGAAAUAGAGUCUGUGACACCUGAUGAAGAUGUGAGCUCAACCAAGACUGACCGGCAAAGUGAAGAUUCUCCUGCAAAAGAAGAAAACAGCGAGGACCUCAUGGAAGAGGACACAGAAACAAAGCAAGUGGAAGCAGUGUUAGUGAGUGAAGACUCUGGCAAUAUCGAGGAGGAGUCCAGUACUCCAGAGGAUGUUGGCAAGCUAACAACUGAAAAAGGACAAACUUCCCAAGGAACUAGUGGGUGCUUUCUUUUUAAGUGUUUGAUGAAUCUGAAGAAAGAAGGGGAUGAUGUGUUAGUGGAGAUGCACUGGGUUGAAGGACAGAACAGAGACUUGAUGAACCAGCUGUGCACCUACUUAAGAAACCAAAUUCUUCGGCUGGUUGGUAGUUAGCUCUCAUUCAGAAUAUGGUAGAAAUCAAGCACUUCUGGAUUUUUGUAAUCCUGGUUUUAAUAGCUUAAAAUCUUAUGCUAACACAAUUUUUCUUACAAUGAAGAAAACCCCAAAAUUCAGAUGAAAGUCAACUUUAUUUUUAAACAGAGCCUUUUUUAACUGCAGAGAUUUUCUGGGGAUAUGACAUGAUCAGGAAAGGAGGGGUGCAGUGCUGUAACAGAAUUAUACUGUUCUGACUAAGACAGCCUGUUAGAUUGAAGCAUGUUUUAGUAGCAACAGGGGACUAUUUAGAUGGCAGCAGUCCGGCUGAUUUGGGUCUCUUUAAUCUGACAAAGGGAUGCAUUUUCAUUCUGCUUUUUGCUAACUAGAAACAACCUUCCCCACAAUUCUUUUUCUCCCAGUACUACUAUGUGAAGACGAGUUUUGUUCUGAACUUUUUCAUGUGUAUAUUCUUCAUAUGUGUUGCCCUCUAGAGCCUAGGCUCCAUAGGAAGACUCACCUUUCCUUGUUUCCCAAAGUAUUUAGCCUUCUGGUUUACAGAUUGAGAAGAGGUGUCAGUUAUCUAAAUGCCAGAUUCAUGCAAGCACCAAGUAGUUGUGCUGAAUGGCAUUGGAAACUCUUGGUAAACAUUGGGUAUUAGUUACUUGGCCUGUAUAAAACAAAGCAGCAGAGAAUAUAUGCAAGUAGUGGGCUUUAAAGAAUAAAAUACAUAUAUUUGAGAGAUUACUUUUGUCAAAGGGGGUUUAACUGUGGCGCAUGUUCUAUUUGUGCAUAUGUAUCUGCAUGGCAUUCCUUGCCCUAAUGUGUUGAAACGUAGCAUUAAACUCUUGUUCCUGAAGGAUGUGGUUUCACUUUAAACUCAAAUUUCUUUUUAAUGAAGGGAAAAUUAAGGAAUGACCUUUAUUCCUGCAGAUCAGAACUUCAUUGUAGGGGAUACCAAUUGGUGGGAAUACUUCACAUUCUGAUGGGUGCUAUGUUUCGGCUGCAGAAUUUGGGGCACCAGUUGCUGCAAAAGCCCUGUGCUUUUAUAAUUCUUCUGUAGAUCUAGGAGGCUGUUAAGCUUGUACUGUUGGUGUUUCCUGACUACCGCUGGAUCCUAAGACCCUGUCACCCUGUAUGAAGGCAGAAUAGGAAUUGCAUAGAGCUAGGCUGGAUUAAUCUCAUAGGCUGUUUACAGACAUAGGAAAAAACAAAACAAAACUGCUAAACUCUGUGCGCCCCCACUCUGAGCACAGUGCAUGCCCAAAAGAGAUGUUACAUUAGUUUGACCCGCCUCACCCAAUAUCUGUAUAGAUCAGGUGCUUGAGUGGGGCUUUUUUGGCAUUUUUAUAUAAUGGCUGCUUGAAUCAGCUUUUGAUAAAAGCAUCAAAAAAGUCCCGCUGAAGCACCCGAUCUAUACAGAAACUGCAGAGCUGGGUAGAACUGUGCUUCCAGUUGUUCUGGUCUUGUUUGGGUUUUUUUCACAUCUGUCAGUGCCAAUGGUGAGUCUUCACAGCAUUUGUGAGAGUACUACAGAUAUCAGUACCCUUACUCACCAGUAAGACCUCUCAAACAACAACCUCUGUUGGUGCAGAAACACUUUCUACCUGGCAUAGAAGGCAGGUGCUGCAGAUACGGCUUAUAAAAGAUGAUGCAAUGCGACAGCACAGGUCUGUUCAUGGAGGACUUUGAGGUCCUGGAGUAGGAAUCAAAUUGCAACAAUGCUUGCAUUGUCCGAGCCUAGGACCGGGAUAGAAAUGUGAAAUCCACAUGAACAGGAAGUAGGUAAAUGAUACCUCCUAUCAGUAGAUACUGCUCUGGUGUGUACUUCUAGAAUGACUUUGAAUAUUUUGCCCUAUUUGUCAAGGGUUCUAGAGAGUUUAACAGAAAUUAUGCAUAUUUCACCACCACUGGCCAGAGAAAUGUGACCUGUUUAAAUUUGGUUCAUCAGUUUCUGAACCACUGGUAAACAGUUACACAGCCUUGGAUAUGAUGUUCUACAACACAACAAGCUAUGAGAACAAAACCUGAUCCAAAUAAAUUUAACAGCCAGCAUGACAGACUGAAAAGAAAUUGAGGUGUCACCAUGCUCUGUCUUUCCCAAAUAUCUGUGAAUUGCCUGAUAGUCAUGAUUCAUUGGAAGCUCUAUGGAACGCUAGUGAAAUUAAUGCUGUUUUCAUAUACAAUAAAAGUAAAAUGGAAGAAAAUACUUGCUUGGAGGAGAUGCCAUGCAUAUACAUCCUGGCUUAUUGGAUUCAUUUUGUAGAUUUGAAAGAUAAUUUAUUUUCCUAUGUUAGAAGUGAAGGGAGUUUCGUUUGGAGAGACUUGUGCAGGAGGAGAGUUUGAUUCCCAAAUUCCCCCCUCCCUCUCAACCAGUGUAAAUAAUGCUUAUUAAUAGUUUCACUAUUGAUAACUGGCAGUGGAUUUUAUAUGUUUUAUGAAAAUAUGUCCAUUCAUCCCUUUGUGGGUUGUAGAUGGUAUACAUGAGCAAUUCUCAGAUUCUGUGCUGAGCUUGCACAGAGCUGCUUCUGGCAAAGAUGGAGCAUGUUGAAGUAAUGCUUCCUGCUGGCUGUAUGUUAUUUGUAGAUGUUUAAGAUGUUGAGAGGUUAUUUUGGCCCAUUGAAUUGUUAAUAAAAAAAAAAAGUUAAAACCCA